AUGCUGCUCGCGGUUUGCUCGAGUCUCGCCGUCGGCUGGACCGCGCUUGGCCCACCUCCGUGCGCUUUUCGCCGUACGGCGGCGCCCAUCGCGGCGGCCGAGUGGGAGGACUGCGCCGGCUGCAAGCUGCUGCGACCGCCUGGCGAGCCGAGAGCGCUCGUGCACUUUCUCGGUGGAGUGUUUGUCUCGCCGGCGCCGCACGUCGCGUACCGAUACCUGCUCGAGCAGCUGGCCGAUCGCGGCUACCUCGUCGUUGCCACACCGUACGCGGUCGACUUUGACUACACCAAGCCUGCCGCCGAUGUCAAGCGGAAGCUUGACGCCGCGCGGGCGGCGCUCGCCGCAGAGUCGUCGGCUGAGCUGCCGCUGGUGUCGCUGGGCCACUCGCUCGGCGCGCUGAUGCAAACUCUUCUAGCCUGCACGUACGCCGACUACGCCGACGCGUGCGCCGGCUCCGUCCUCGUCUCAUGGAACAACAAGCCAGUCAGCGACGCGAUCCCGCUCUUCGAGCAGCUCUUCGUGCCCGCGCUCGGCCCGCUCAACGGCCCGCUCGAGCAGGCGCCCGCCGUGGGGUGUCGGCACAGCGAGUUUACGCCCACGCCGGCUGAGGUCCGGUCGCUGAUUCGCGAGCGGUAUCCCCCGCGGGCGCCGCUGGUAGUGCAGUUUGAGGUGGACAGCCUCGACGAGUCCCCCGACCUCGCCGCCGCGCUGCCGCCCGCCGCCGCCGCGUCGCCGCUGCGCAUCGGAGGCACGCACGCUCGCGACGGCUCGCACGUGACUCCCCUCGCCAUCGACCCGGACGCGCCCACCUCGGCGCUGCUGCCGCUGCCAGACCCGUUCGGCCUCGGCGCGGGCGCGGCGGUGCGAGACGCGCUCGUGGCGGACGUGGAUCGGCUCGUCGACGAAGUUGACCGCCACUUUGAGGCGGCGGUCGCGGCGGCGGCGGAGGCGGCGGAGGCGGCGGAGGCGGUCGCGGCGGCGGAGGCGGAGGCGGAGGCGGCGGCGGCGGCGGCGGAGGUAGCGGCGGCGGCCGAGGUGGCGGCGGACGCGGAGGCGGCGGACGCGGACGCGGACGCGGAGGUGGCAGCAGAAGCGGCCGCGGCGGCGGCGGAGGAGGAGGCGGCAGCGGAGGAGGCGGCGGCGGAGGCGGCAGAGGAGGCGGCGGAGGCAGCGACGGCAGCGGUGUCAGCCGAGGCGACGGAGGCGGCGGCGGCUGAAGCGGAGGCCGAGGUCGUGGCUAUUUCGCAGGUGGAGGAGGUGGAGGAUGCGGCGGAGGAGGAUGUGGCGGAGGAUGUGGCGGAGGAGGUGGCGGAGGAGGUGGCGUCGGUAUCGGUGGGGGAGGCCAAGGCAGCGCCGCGGGGUCGCGAGGUCGCGACGACGCCGUCUGAUGACGCUUGA
Emiliania huxleyi CCMP1516 is the source of this 1398-nucleotide messenger RNA. RefSeq lists its product as hypothetical. The coding region runs from base 1 to 1398 and encodes 465 amino acids. The record is from RefSeq and is a predicted model, not a curated record. NCBI's taxonomy places the organism in Eukaryota, Haptophyta, Isochrysidales, Noelaerhabdaceae. The transcript is spliced from 5 exons.